Molecule: messenger RNA, 3515 nt
Organism: Nothoprocta perdicaria
Lineage: Eukaryota; Metazoa; Chordata; Aves; Tinamiformes; Tinamidae
Gene: ARHGAP12
Product: Rho GTPase activating protein 12
Exons: 19
Coding region: 366-3005 (879 amino acids)
Biological process (GO): signal transduction; regulation of GTPase activity
Cellular component (GO): cytoplasm
Molecular function (GO): protein binding
Source: RefSeq, a predicted model, not a curated record
UGCGUGCGAGUCCUCUCACCUUUUCUUUUCAGAUGCAGCAGAGCUUCGUGUUAGAGCUCAAACAUUCGUGUUUUUCUGCUGUACGACCGUGAGGCUGUGAAAUGGAUUAGUAACAGUUUGGAAGAAGUGUUGGGAUGAGUCAGGUUUAGUGACAAGAAAAAAAUAGCAUUUGAAUGAGGCAGCCUCCAGGCUGCCCUAGGAUGAGAGCGAGAGUGGUGACGAUCUGUGUUUGCCUUCUGUUACAGUUGCUAAACAACUGUAGAGCUAUGCAGAACAGCAGCUCUGAUUGAAAGCCAGAACAAAAUACUUUGCAAACAGAAUGUGGCUUCCCUUUUGCUCGAAAAGGUGAAAUCUUUCAGGCAGAAAUGGCCGACAAGGGCAUGAAGAUACUUCCAGGACAAAUGUACAUCGAAGUGGAGUAUGACUAUGAAUAUGUGGCCAAGGACAAGAAAAUUGUGAUUAAACAAGGGGAGAAAUACAUCUUGGUGAAAAAGACUAAUGAAGAUUGGUGGCAAGUCAAAAGGGAUGAGAAUUCCAAACCUUUUUACGUGCCAGCGCAGUACGUGAAGGAAAUCUCACGGAAAGCACUGAUGCCCCCUAUUAAGCAAGCAAGUAUGCUGCCAAACAGCACGUUGAAGGUGACCCAUGGAUUACAGAGAUCCACAGAAAAUGUGAAUAAGUUACCAGAGCUUUCUAGUUUUGGGAAGUCUUCUCCAGUUCAAGUGUCUUGCUUAGUUCGAGAUGCCAAUCAAAACCUGGGACCAAACAAUAGCCCCAGUCAAACUCUUGGUUUGAGUCUGGACCUUACCCAAAACAAUGGGAAACUUAACAACGAAUUGCAGUCUCCCAAGAUUUCCAGUCAGUAUAGAGCCCUCUCUGUGGGCCAUUUCCCAUGUCCAGAGUUCUUGGAAAUAGAGAAAACCAGCUUCUUGCAUGAACAAUCUUGUGAUUCAGCAGGAGAAGGCUCAGAAAAAAUCCAUCAGGACUCUGAGUCAGGGGAUGAACUCAGUAGUAGCUCUACAGAGCAAGUGCAGCCAACAACUCCACCAAGCCAAGGGAGGCCCGAUUCACCAGUUUAUGCUAAUUUACAAGAACUGAAAAUAUCUCAGUCUGCACUUCCUCCACUACCUACAAGUGCUCCGGUCCAAAUAAAUGGGGAAUGGGAAACCCAUAAAGAUACUACAGGACGCUAUUAUUACUACAACAGAGGAACGCAGGAGCGAACCUGGAAACCUCCACGCUGGGCCCGAGAUGCAAGCAUAAAUAAAGGGGAUUCCCAGAGCCAUGCAGAUCCUGAGCCUCUUUCAUCCGAAGAAAACGACCACAGUUCUUGUUACAGCCAGUCAGAUAGUCAGUAUGGUUCUCCUCCCAAGGGGUGGUCAGAAGAGUUGGAUGAACAUGGGCAAACCCUAUAUACCAAUGACUAUACUAAUGAAAAGUGGCUAAAACACGCAGAUGAGCAAGGUAGACCCUACUACUACAGUGCCGAUGGUUCCCGAUCGGAAUGGGAGUUACCUAAGUAUAAUGCUUCACCACAGCAGCAAAGAGAUAUAAUAAAGAGUAGGAGCCUGGACAGGAGGCUGCAGGAACCAAUAGUUUUAACAAAAUGGAGGCACAGCACAAUUGUGUUGGACACCAAUGACAAGGAUUUAUCAACUGCUUCUAAGGCGAAUUUUCCUGAAAAUGAAUCUUCUCCUUCUUCACCAAAGCAUCAAGCCACAGGUCAAGAGAAAUAUGGGUUAUUAAAUGUGACAAAAAUUACAGAAAAUGGGAAGAAAGUUCGAAAGAACUGGAUGUCUUCGUGGGCAGUAUUACAAGGCUCCUCACUGCUGUUCACCAAAACCCAAGGAAGUGGAACUGGCUGGUCCUUUGGCCAGUGGGGCUCCGUUCCCGAGCUCUGGCUCUCGCUGCUCUCUCCUUGGAAAGUUGCCCUCAGUCGGCGGCCUCCUCUCGCCUGCGUGUGCCCUGGCCAAGUGUCCACUGUCACUAAGUUUGGUGUCAAUCAGUCCAAGCCAGAAUUUACUGUGGAUCUCAAAGGGGCUUUGAUUGACUGGGCUUCAAAGGACAAAUCCAGCAAAAAGAAUGUUAUAGAGCUAAAAACCCGCCAAGGAACUGAGCUCUUGAUUCAGUCAGAUAACGACAGCUUUAUUAACGAAUGGUAUAAAGUUCUUAACUAUACCAUCAACAAUCAGGUAGUAGAGUCUGAUGAAGCACUAGAAGAUGAAGUACCAGAUUCCCCUGGAGUAGAGAAACAAGACAAGGAGAAAGAGAAUAAAGACUCUAAGAAGCUUCGUUCAGCGAAAGUACCUAGUAGUAUAGAUUCUACAGAACAAAAAAAGACCAAAACGAAGCUAAAGAAAUUCCUUACGCGGCGCCCUACGUUACAAGCUGUCCGUGAAAAAGGCUACAUUAAGGAUCAAGUUUUUGGUUCGAAUCUUACCAGCUUGUGUCAAAGAGAAAACAGCACGGUGCCAAAGUUUGUGAAGCUGUGCAUUGAGCACGUUGAAGAACACGGAUUAGAUGUCGAUGGCYUAUAUCGAGUUAGUGGCAAUCUUGCGGUGAUUCAGAAGCUGAGAUUUGCAGUCAAUCAUGAUGAGAAACUAGACCUCAAUGACAGCAAAUGGGAAGACAUACAUGUCAUUACAGGAGCUCUGAAGAUGUUUUUCAGGGAAUUGCCAGAGCCACUCUUCACUUACAAUCACUUCAAUGACUUUGUCAAUGCAAUUAAGCAAGAACCAAGACAGCGCGUCCAUGCAGUUAAAGAUUUAAUCAAACAGUUGCCAAAACCAAAUCAGGACACUAUGCAGGUACUCUUCAGACACCUGAAAAGAGUUGUAGAAAAUGGAGAAAAGAACCGAAUGACCUAUCAAAGUGUGGCAAUCGUUUUUGGUCCAACCUUGCUAAAACCAGAGAAGGAGACUGGUAACAUAGCAGUUCACACAGUAUACCAGAAUCAGAUUGUAGAAUUAAUCCUGCUGGAAUUGAAUUCCGUCUUCGGACGCUGACGCUGUUCCUAGAGUGGAAGCUGGAAGUGCCGGGUUGGCAGCCGCGUUCCUUCAGAAGUCAAAUCUCUCGCUGUACAUGAUGUACUGUGUUUGUGGACCAAGCAGCAACUUGAUUUUGCACUUUUGGGGAGGGGAGACAUGGGAGAAAUGUUUGAACAGUUAAAUGCAAAUUUAAGAGAACACUUUGGAUUUCUUUGAAAAAGUCAAUGUAAUAGUGAACUGAAAAGUUUAUAGUUUUGCCUUUGUAAAGUAACAUCUGAGAACUGCAAUAUAGGUUCAUACACUGGAUUUCUCGGGAGAGGAAAGCUAUUAAUCUCAAACUGGGUAGUCUGGAAUUUUAUUUAAAGUUUUUUCCACUUAAUAGGUAGAAGCCCUUUCAACUGGUUAUGAAAAAUAAUUCCGUGAAGUUGCAUCCUAAGCUUCUGUAUUACAAGCUGCACAGAUCUGUACAACACCUUUCCAUGGGGCUUCUGCAUGCAACGAAUGUCUUAAAGUUGUGCUAACAUUUUG